Molecule: messenger RNA, 1588 nt
Organism: Zychaea mexicana
Lineage: Eukaryota; Fungi; Mucoromycota; Mucoromycetes; Mucorales; Lichtheimiaceae
Exons: 3
Coding region: 257-1546 (429 amino acids)
Source: RefSeq, a predicted model, not a curated record
UUUUCGCUCACAAAUAUUGAUUCGAACAGGGACGCUUGGAAAAAAAUGGAAGGGCUUAAUAGUUUGGAAGCAAAACAUCGCUAUGUGGAGGUUUUAUUGCGCGUUGCUGUUGAGGUUAAUUAGGGGGGGGGCGAGGGAGCCGUACUUUAUAUUCUUAUCAUGCCGCCAACACGAACAUCAUUUUAAAAACAAAUAGGCAUACCGGAAGCCGGCGAGUAAGUCACAGGCACAUCAAAUCAUUCAAGCCUUUGCCACGAUGCAGCCUUCAGGGGAUCAUACCGAUGACGAAGAUUCAGGCACGAGUGAUGAUGAUGAAACGAGUGUCGCUUCGGCAGAUGCAGAAGAGCAAGCAUAUUUACUAGAAAUUCAACAACAGGAUAAGAGCGGCCGACGAACAGCAACGCCCUCUCGUUCUUCGUCUACGAGCAUGUAUCGCUCACCAGUAUCGCCGACGUUAUCUCGAGCAUCAGCACAUUCUGCCGCCGCUGCACGCUACUACAACAGCAACAAUAACAACAGCAGUAGGGUCAUGCGAGGUACUAAUAAUAGUCGGGCACAAAUGCGUGCACCGUCUGCAGCAUCUUCUGUCACUGGCGGCGCAGGACGACGGAUAUCGCAAGCCUCUCCUUCGAUCACACCUAAUACCAAUAUCAACAACAAAAAACGUACAACUACGACCUCCAUUAAUAAUAACAAUAACAAUAAUAAUCGAUUGGGAGGCGGCAUGUUCGUCGAACAAGUCACUGAACCGUUUGAUCCGCACGUAAAUCCAUGGGCACAACAACCAUCGACUGUACGACAAUACAAAGUGGAUGAUGGACACAGUGAAACCAGUAGUAUGAAUAAUGAUCCUGCUCAUCAUCAUCACCAGCAACAACAACAUCCUCAUCAUCACCAUCAACAACAACGUCCUUCCAUUAUACAAUUACCAUCACCCGUGAUAUCCGCCACGUCGGCAAACGCUACCUUAUUAUCGUCACCAGCACAACCGCCACAACGUCAUUUGCAAUCGCCAUCCAGUGCAGCAUCAUCCAUGACAGCCACGGGACCGGCUCCAGUUGCACGUGUGGAGGGUGGUUUAGCGUCAUCGUCCUCUGUUGUAUCACAGUCCACGAACAAUAACAAUAACAACAACAACAAUAGUCUAUUGACAGAUCAGCAAUACACUUCGGUGGUCGCUCUAGGACCAGCAACGAAGCGGGCAUUGGAUACACUGCAGGCAGAAAUCAUUGCCCUGAAUGAUCGGAUUGAUGGAUUGCGACAGGAAUUGGUGGAGCGCGAUCGACAUAAAGUCAGUAGUGCGCAGGAUGGUGACGACGACGAUAGUAGUAGGAGUAACAACAGCAACAAGGAGAGUUGGGAUGGCUGGCGAUGGGUUGUCAAGGCAGCGGUAAAACAUGCAGCUAUGAACCUGCUGAUGGCCUCGCUCUUAUUUUUGGCACUGUAUCGGCAAAAGAGCCCAGUCGCAUACGUGAUUCUUGGUCAGAUAGCAAAGCAUUGGCGCCGUACCAAGCUUCGUUUGACCAUAAGUAAAAUUCUGGUUUAAUAAAUAGAUCUGGUAUAAAUGUCCAAUAUAAAUAACUUGUUG